AUGGCGGGUUUUCUGGCAUACCACGAACCUGGUAUUGUCGAGAUUUUGAUUAUCAUAUCAUUCUUCUUCCUUCUAUCAUUAGCGGAAUGGAUUUCGACUAAGAUCAUUCGUGCCGGUAUUAUUGGCCAAAUUGCGGUUGGGAUUAUUUAUGGAAAACCUUUGGCCAAUAUCUUGGAAUACUCAUGGCAACAGACUUUCCUUGCCAUUGGGUAUGUUGGCUUGAUCUUGAUCAUCUUUGAAGGUGGCUUGCAAGUGAGACUGGAUUUAUUGAAGGAAAACUUUCUUCUUAGCAUCCUCGCUGCAGCAACAGGUGUCUGCUUCCCAAUCGGUCUUUCUUACCUGCUGUUAUACUUGGGAUUUGGAUACGGUGCAGUUGAGACGUUCAUCAUUGGAGCUGCACUCUCGGCGACUUCCUUGGGCACUACUUUCUCCGUCAUUUCAUCAGCUGCGAGCGCGAUUGACCUUUCCCAAACCCGAGUUGGUUCGGUUCUUGUGAGCGCCGCUGUGAUCGACGAUGUGGUGGGCCUUGUGCUGUCUAGUGUCAUUGGAGACUUGAGGGAGCUUUCUGGCCCUGAUGCUGGCCAUGUCAAUCUUGGCUGGAUCAUCGGUCGACCAAUCGUAGCCUCUGCAGCCAUGGCAAUUCUCACGCCAGUAUUCACCAAAUGGAUCUUUGCACCGAUUUUUCGACGCUGGAUCGAGCACAAGUUUGCAAAGUUCGACCACGUUUCGAACAUCCUGUUGAUGGUCUUGGUCUUGUCGGCCUUCAUUAGUAUCGCCGCAUAUGCAGGCACAUCGGUCCUCUUCGGUGCUUUUCUUGCUGGCACAUUUCUCACAUACUUGCCGAGCAAGCAUCCCGAUGGUCCUUUUGUCGUGAUGAGCCGGGAAGAAGGUGAGCGGAAUGCCGACAAGAGUCCGAAAUUCAUUCACACGUUCGAAUUGUACCUCUUGGAUACUCAAAAGUAUCUCAUGGAGCCACUCUUCUUUGCCAGUAUUGGAUUUGCAAUUCCUUUCGUGGAACUCUGGACAGGAGAACGAAUUUGGAGAGGAAUCGUGUUCACAUUGCUCAUGGCUUUUGCGAAGUUCGUUGUCGGGCUGUGGAUUCCUGGCUGGAAAUUCCUGGGCUCGUCAAAGGGUCGUUCUGGUGCAGCCCUUGAUUCACCGACAAUCAAAAACGACGAAACUGGAUACGGUCCGGCAUCGCUUGCUGGGCUACUUCUUGGCUCGGCGAUGGUCGCACGAGGUGAGAUCGGCCUUCUCAUCAUAGAAGUUGGGUAUAAUGAAACAAGCUAUGUGAGUCAAGAUGGCUUCAUCACGGCAGUUUGGGCUAUCCUCCUUAAUACCAUCAUCGGUCCCGUCAUCGUGGGUAACUUGGUCAAAUAUCGUGGGAAACGGAUCGGAGAGGGCGAAUGGGGUUUGCAAACACAAGAGCAGCCCUUGAUACCAAAUCCCAGCCGACCCCAGGCAUGA
Molecule: messenger RNA, 1467 nt
Organism: Penicillium subrubescens
Lineage: Eukaryota; Fungi; Ascomycota; Eurotiomycetes; Eurotiales; Aspergillaceae
Product: cation:proton antiporter
Exons: 6
Coding region: 1-1467 (488 amino acids)
Biological process (GO): proton transmembrane transport
Cellular component (GO): membrane
Molecular function (GO): antiporter activity
Source: RefSeq, a predicted model, not a curated record